Messenger RNA from Strigops habroptila (Kakapo), 1293 nucleotides. Its product is annotated as glycoprotein-N-acetylgalactosamine 3-beta-galactosyltransferase 1-B-like. Gene Ontology annotation, molecular function: N-acetylgalactosaminide beta-1,3-galactosyltransferase activity. Bases 1 to 987 code for a protein of 328 amino acids. The transcript is spliced from 5 exons. Gene Ontology annotation, cellular component: membrane. The record is from RefSeq and is a predicted model, not a curated record. Lineage: Eukaryota; Metazoa; Chordata; Aves; Psittaciformes; Psittacidae.
AUGGCCAGCACCGGGCAGCCCCUGAGGCACCGCCGUGGGGCCGCGCAGGACCCCUGGUUCCUGCUGGGCUUCGCCGUGGGGCUGGCGCUGGGGGGCUGUGUCCUGCGAGGCCUCAGGGGGCUGCAGGACCCCCCUAGAGCCGCGGGGGGGCCCCCCCUGAGCAGCCUCCCCUUGCCCACAGUGAACAGCAGCCUGGCGCAGGCGCUGUACGAGCGGGUGCGUGUCCUGUGCUGGGUGAUGACCAGUCCCAGCACCCUGGACACCAGAGCCCGGCACGUGCGGGCGACCUGGGCCCGGCACUGCAACAUGGUGCUGUUCAUGAGCUCAGCACCAGAGCCAAGCUUCCCGGCCGUGGGGCUGCCCGUGGGGGAAGGUCGCCACCAGCUCUAUUGGAAAACCAUCCGCGCCUUCCAGUACGUGCACGAGCACCACCUCGACGAGGCUGACUGGUUCCUCAAGGCGGACGAUGACACCUUCAUGGUGGUGGCCAACCUGCGCUGGCUCCUGGCCGGGCGCUCCCCGGAGGUCCCGCUGUACCUGGGGAAGCGGUUUAAGCCCUUUGUGCGUCAGGGCUACAUGAGUGGAGGGGCCGGGUACGUGCUCAGCAGAGGGGCCCUGCGGCUCCUCGCCGCCGCCUUCGCCACCGGGACCUGCACCCACAGCAGCGCCGUGGAGGACCUGGCGCUGGGGCAGUGCCUGGAGAAGCUCGGGGUGGCCGCGGGGGAUUCCCGGGACACGCAGGGCCGGGAAACCUUCCACCCCUUCCCGCCGGAGCGGCACCUCGCCCAGCCCCUGCCCCACGACCGCUUCUACCCGCAGUACUCCUACUACCCCGUGCAGUGGGCCGCCGCGUGCUGCUCCGACCUCUCGGUUUCGUUCCACUACGUGGACGCGGUCCAGAUGCACGCGCUGGAAUUCCUGACCCACCGGCUGCGGCCCUACGGAUACCGGCACCGUUACAACCCGAAACCGCUGUACACGCCAUGACACGCCACGGCAUGGCAUGACACGCCAUGACAUGCCACAACACGCCACGGCACGCCAAGGCACGCCAAAGCACGCCAUGACACACCAUGACACGCUGUGACAUGCCACGACGCCCCUGAUCCCCCCAAGCCCCGGGGCCCUGGCUCAGUCCCACCGGCGCUGCCAGGGCGUCACAGCGAGGGGCACCCCUACAUUCAUGGGGGGGUCCCAGGGGUGGGGGGCAUGGGAUGGGCCCCCCCCAGGCCCAUGUGUGCCCCCACCACCGUCCAACGGUGAAACGAAGCAAUAAAUUAACGAGGAUCCCAA